Molecule: messenger RNA, 4778 nt
Organism: Rhopilema esculentum
Lineage: Eukaryota; Metazoa; Cnidaria; Scyphozoa; Rhizostomeae; Rhizostomatidae
Product: GTPase-activating Rap/Ran-GAP domain-like protein 3
Biological process (GO): regulation of small GTPase mediated signal transduction
Molecular function (GO): GTPase activator activity
Source: RefSeq, a predicted model, not a curated record
AAUAGAACAUAUAAAUGCAGAACACAGGAAUGAAAUUUGUAGUAAAUAAGCAUUAAUCCAAAGUUCUUUCAAUUUAUUUUUUAUAAUGGAAAUAGUGUAGGCAAUUCUAGCAUAGCAGAUGAUGGUGCUCCAUAGCUUUGAGUCAUAGUACUGCACUAAUCUUAGACCAUAUUGUAUUGUAUUCUAACUUGUUCUAAAGAUAUCAACUCUAGAACCUUGACGAGUCCCAUAUGAGUGGAAAGCUUGGCUGAGUGGGAAAAAAUUAUAAAAAACAGGGGGAGAGAACUUAUUUUUUGGUUGUAGCAAAAUUUAAAGGCAAUCUGUCUCGUUGUGGAUUGGUUAACGAGAACAAUAGCUGGAACAAUAGCCUAAACACAAUUCCACCGCUCCGCCAUAUUUUUUACAAUGCGAUAAAUUAACGGGGAACUGGAAACAAUAAAGAAUCCCUUUGUUCUUAUAAUCAAUCAACGUCGUGACAGAUUGCCUUUAAAAUUAGAUCUUUGAAUGUGUGAACUUUCAUAGCAUGAAAUAUUGACAAUGACGGGAAGACUGAGUGGAAAAGAUAGAAGCUAUACAUCUCAGAACAUUGUUUUGCAGAAGAAACAAAUGUUUUUGAUCAGUUUCAUACGGCAGACCCCAAUACUUUAUUCCAUUGUUGAGAAAAGGUCAAAUGGGGGUCAUGGCCCGGUGCAUCCCUAACAUUGUGCCUGUUCAUUCUGUUCAUGUUUGCAAGAAAUGACAGGUAUGAAAUGUUCAAUAUGUUAAAUCUGGGCUUAAUGAGCCCAGAGGGGCAAAUAACCAAAGACAGUUGUGAAUUAAGAGCGAAGUAGGGAUGUAUGGGAAACCCUAGGCAAGGGCUGGGUAAGUGGUUAAUAGUUAGGGCCUGUGACGUCACAGAUGUUUUUGCCGCCUUUGUGAAAUCACAGGGAACCGCGCUGCUUAUCAUUCGAAAUUGUCAUGAUGGCUGUAAAGAACAUCAACAAUGGAAAGAAAAUUUGUGGAAAAAGAGCAGCCCUUCAGGCGCAGGAGAACCGUCAGCAGCAGCUUCAGAGCACAUGGGCAAUACCAGUGCAAUAAUCUUCUCCGGAAGCAUUACUAUGGGUCACUUGAUAAGCUUUUUGAUGAGUCAAAACCAGAUGAAAUUCAGCAUACUCCAGGAAGAAAGAUUCUUAGAUUUAGAGUUGAACCUGGGGAAACCGAUGAACUGGGAAUUCCUUUCAGAUCUUCUGCAAUAGCCCAUUUAGAAAACCCAGAGUUUCAGACAAGAUGGUACUUUAAGUACUUUUUGGGCCAAGUUCAUAAUAACUAUAUUGGGCUUGAUUCAAAGAAGGAGCCAUAUGCAUUGUCAGUUUGCCUCACAUCAGCUGAUAACCAUGGAUUACCCCAGUACAGAAGUAUUCUUUGGAAAGCAUCUGGUUGUCAAAGAUUAUGCUUCCCAUACAAGCCUACAAAAAUUAUGUCACCAAAAGAAGUCCUGAGGCUCUUUUCAGCUGACGUGGAAAAAGCACCAUACGAAAUCUCAGAGCCUGAAAUCCAGAAAGAGCUCAUAGUCCUUGAGGAGCAAGAGGGAUCUGUGAACUUUAAAUUUGGAACUAUUUACGCCAAAGCAGGCCAGAUAACUGACGAUGAAAUGUUUAGCAAUGCAACUGGGAGUAAGGAUUUUGAUUAUUUUCUGGAUAUCCUUGGUGACAGAGUAACACUGAGAGGUUUCAAGAAUUACAAAGGAGGCCUCGAUAUCAAAAACAAUACAACUGGGAUUCAAUCAAUCUACACUGUCGUAGAGGGACAUGAGAUUAUGUUCCACGUGUCAACGUUGCUGCCUUUUUCAAAGCAUGCACAACAGGUGGAAAGAAAAAGACACAUUGGCAACGAUAUUGUUGUUGUUAUCUAUUUCGAAGGCUACGGAAAAAGAAAGCCUGUUUUCAGUCCGUCAUUUAUUCGAUCGAAGUUUAAUCGUGUAUUUGCAAUCGUUUACUUCAACAAAAAAGACUCAAGCUAUUGGCUAUACAUGUAUUCCGAGGAGAACGUUCCGGCUUUUGGCCCUGCACUUCCUAAUCCACCAGUGUUCCACGACCCAAAAGAGUUUCGCUCAUUUCUUCUCACCAAAUUAAUGAAUGCAGAAAAGGCAGCCUAUUUUAGCCCUGUUUUCAGUCAGAAACGACAGCGUACGCUCGAAGCUUUGUUAAAAGGGUUGCACACAGAUCACCUUGGACUUCGAGAACGGUUUUCACUGAGGCGAUCAUUCAAAGGAGCUCCUAGAUCACCAAGGCGGCCCCGCCGAAGGAGCGAAGUGCAGCGGAGGGCCUUUGUCGAAACAGGACAGCUCUUGAAAGUAAACAAGAUUCUGCAAGGUGAUGCUCCAACAAGCCUAGCAAACUCAGGUGGUGUCAUUACGUCACGGAGCUCACCCUGGGAACCAGAUUGCAUAACUUCAGUCUUUCCAUUAAAAGUUGUCGCUGGAGAUUCUUUUGGGGAUGGCCUGCUUCUUGCAACAGACCGCGGACUUUAUACCGUGCAAGGGGACAGCUUCCAUCACAUUUUCGACGCUAGUUUCCAGGUUGUUCAACUGAAUGUUCUAGAAGCAAAGGGUAUUGCUAUACUUCGGACAAAAAAGGCAAAAACAGAGAGCAAGAUAUAUGUCAUCCCAGUUGGAGAGCUGGAGAGAAGAAACAAACUGCUUCGCAGCAGAGAUGAGUUUAGCGAUUAUAAACUUGCAAGAUCAAAAGGGUGUCAUCUUUACUCUCUAAAUCGUCCUGGCUCAUUGGAGAUCCUGCUUGCUGUCGCAGUUCGAAAAAGGAUCUUUGUAUAUUCGUGGAAAGUAAAUACCAUGAGCUCAUUUCAAGGGAGUGGAGAUGUUCCUGUCGGAUUUGAGCUUGAAAAUGAUUUCAAACUGACUGAUGUUCCUUUGCUGCUGAGUAUUGCGAUCGAUACAAACAACGACAUUUUGAUAUGCUUUGGCUUCAAAAACAGAUUCGAUCUCGUCAAUAUUGAAACCAAGAAGACGAUGUUAUUAAGAAAAAUUGAUCCUUCAAAGAACGCAAAACUAGUCUCAGCAUUAGAUGUUUACGAAGAUGAUAACCCGGAGCUACUGCUGACAUACAAUCACUUUUCUGUUUUCCAACACUUGAAUCCGAUUGUCGAAAAGAAUGUCAGCUUUUACUGGAAUUCAACUCCUCGUGCAGUUGUGUGCGCGUUCCCGUACAUCAUUGGGUUCACAUCUAACCACAUAGAGAUUCGACUCGUUGUCAAUGGAAAUCUAGUGCACACAAUCGCUAUUCCAUCCAUUAAUUUUAUCACUGGAAAGUCGGAUAUAUACUUCAGUUCCACAAAGGAACGCAGUGACCAACAUGUAAUUGAGACAUCUUGGUCCAAAAGGAGGCGUGGCCCGAAAGGAGAACAUCACAUUAAUCCGACUACAAUCUACAGGAUCACUUUAAACAGUCUGGUUGGAACUCAACUUUUUGAGUCGACUGGCCUAGCCCAUGAUGACGAAGUCUUUUCGACUCCAGUAAGGUGGAAUUCUACAGAGGAUUCGACAGAUGGUAGCAGCAAAGGCCAUUCAACGCCUUUUACGAAUUUUAUCAAAGCUUCAGAGGUGGAAAAGGUUAAAUUAAGGAGGAAAUACUCUAAUGCUGCUGCAAUGGCAACCCCGGUGUUAUCGCCAAUUUUAAAACCGAUUGUGAGGCAGAUCGAGUUUGGAGAGGAGACUGGAGAGUCGUAUUCUGAUAUAAGUGUGAUGGACAUGAUGGCUCCUAGUGACGUUCGCCAGAUGUCACCCGUUGCAGCCAGUGACCCUGAUCUGACGAGAGCAAUGUCAUUAAAGCAAGUGAGGCUGCGGUCGCUUUUUAAAGACGAGUCUUGUUCAAAUGAAACCUAUGUCAAGCAAGAAACUGUAUUAUAGCUAGGAUGUAAACACUCAACAGGUUUUUAUUUAAAAUCUGCCUUUGAUGUAGCCAUUUAAAUUUCUAGGUUUUAUGACGACAUUUCAAUUAUCAAGAAACAAUAAAAAAGAAAGGAACAUAUCUAGGCAGCCAAGAUGGAUUUAGUUGAAAUAAAACGCAAUCAACCUGUUUGCCAUAGAAAAUGCAUAAGUUGCGAGACAAUCUUUUGUAUAACCUGCUCCAGACGACGGCCUAAGCAUCUUGAAGGAGUCCGCGUCAAUAAACUUCAGUUGUGAUGUCUACCAACUAUUUACAUCAUGCUCCUGGUUCCAUUCGUUAAAUUUAUUUGUACGUCUUGCCUUAAAGUUGAAAUGAAGCCGUGUUCCAAUUGAUUACUCGUCGCACCUUACUCACCAUCGGGAGGUAGACCUAACAAUGUACACUUGUUUAUUUGUGCACUGUGCAAGUUAAAGCACACAAGAUCAUAUGCUUAGAAGAAAAUUUAGGCCAGGCGAUGAUAUAGUAUCAUAAUUGUUCUCGUCCUAACAAAGUUUCAUUUGUGCAACUGAAGAUCGACCCCAGUAUGCUAAUGAAUUUUAUGAUAGACCAAAACGAUUUAGCUAAUGCAUUUAUUUAUUCUGUAUAUGUAUUAAACUAAAGUAAUUUUCUUCCUAUGCGAAGAAAGUCAUUUAACUAUCUUCUCAUCAUAGAUAUUACUCAUAUAAUAACUAUGUAUACCCAGGCUGUAUAUUAUUCUGUAUUUUUAUCCCGAUUUGUAUGAUUUUACUAGUUGUAUUAUAAAGUCAAGUAGCAGUAAAUGAUUUUAAUCCACAACUGAGACUUUAGAUAAUGAUGAGAUUUGCAGGAAACCUGCAAUUAUGCAACAAAUAUUUUGUU